Prunus armeniaca (apricot) is the source of this 1146-nucleotide messenger RNA. The record is from the annotation of a GenBank genome assembly. Lineage: Eukaryota; Viridiplantae; Streptophyta; Magnoliopsida; Rosales; Rosaceae.
AUGAAGCACAAGCACGCAUGGAUCUUCAACAAGCCAGUCGACGUUGUGACUAUGGGGCUUCACGAUUACUACGACAUAAUCAAGAAUCCCAUGGAUCUUGGCACCGUGAAGACGAAUCUCGCCAAGGGUAUCUAUUCUUCGCCGUUCGAUUUCGCUGCAGAUGUGAGAUUGACUUUUGAGAAUGCCAUGCGGUACAAUCCCCAAGGACACGAGGUCUAUGGGUUUGCUGAUCUGCUUCGAUUGAGGUUUGAGGAGUUGUUUCAGCCUCUGAAUGAGAAAUCGGGAGAUGGGUUUCGGUCGGAAAAGGGUUCUGAUGAGGAGUUGCAGGCCAGUUCUUGGAACCAUGUUGAGCCGGAGAGGGUUCCAAAGAGGGAGACACCUGUACGGAUCGAGAAAAAGCCUGAGCUGGUUCGGCCUCCCCCGGUUCGAGCUCCGCCGGUUCAGGCCCCAGUGAGCUCAUCGAACCCAGACCCAGCAUUGGUGCAAUCGUCACCGGUAAGGAAGAAUUCACAGGUAAAGGGCCCAGGUGUGAAGCCGUUGAAGCAGCCGAAGCCCAAGGCUAAGGACCCAAAUAAGAGGGAGAUGAGUAUGGAAGAGAAGCACAAGUUGGGAGUUGGGUUGCAGAGUUUGCCUCAGGACAAGAUGGAGCAGGUUGUGCAGAUUAUAAAGAAGAGGAAUGGGCAUUUGAAGCAGGAUGGGGAUGAGAUUGAGCUUGACAUUGAGGCUGUUGAUACAGAGACCCUUUGGGAGCUUGAUCGGCUUGUGACCAAUUGGAAGAAGAUGGUUAGCAAGAUUAAGCGGCAAGCAUUGAUGGGCAACAACAACAGCAACAGCAAUAGCAACAUUGCUUCCAACAGAGGCAACGAGGAAUUACCUGCAAGUGAGAAAGUUGAUGUUGCAGCAACUACAGAGCCAAAGAGGGCAAAGAAAGGUGAAGCAGGAGACGAAGAUGUGGACAUUGGUGAUGACAUGCCAAUGAGCAGCUUUCCACCAGUUGAGAUUGAGAAAGAUGUUGGGGGAGGCCAUGCCAGUAGUGAUAGCUCAAGUAGCUCCAGCAGUUCCAGCAGUGGUUCCUCCUCAUCAAGCGAUUCAGAUUCUGGUAGUUCAUCAGGGAGUGACUCAGAUGAUGAUAAUGCUCAGUCCUAG